GGUUUUCCUUUUUUAAACAUUUGCAAUAAAAAGAUCAUUUAAAGCGAAAUCUAUAAACGUAGAAUAUAAAAUUAUUCUAGGUUGUUGCUGAAGCGAUUGACAUCAAAAUCCAAUUGGUUUUUUAACUGUUAUUUUUAUAUUUAGUUAGUGGAAACCGUUUUCUCCCGAAAUGGAAUUUUAUAAAAAACAUACCGUUAUUUUGUUAGGAUCGCAAAGGUAUUCUUCCCUCUUUAACAACUGAAGUUGAAGUGUAUGUAAUGUGCCCUUUGUACUUUUAGUUGCAUUGCAUGUACAUUUACUGUAAAAUAAAAUGAGUGGACUUUAAUAUAUAAACAUAGUGCUUAUUAAUGAUUAAUACAAAUUAUUAAUUUCAGUGGGUAGGUACUUUACUUUGAAUCACCUGAAAAAGUUAUCUGAGCCUGAUAACUUAGUUGUAAGUUAGGUACAUUGAAGGUCACCGAAGGUUGUAAAAUAUAUAAACUACCUUACAGAAAGGUAAUUGACAAGAUUGAGACAUAGAGUUAAACAUUUUCAGUUAAGUAAGUAGUAGGACAAGUAAAAGCCGUAAUUAAUUUCUCAAAACCAAUGAUUUUAUUGAUAAUAUAUUAAUUUAGUAUUUAACCCACAGUCUACUACAAAAAGAAAACCGCCACAAAAGAAAACACGAAGCACAACACCAACGAACAUGGCGGCGGAUGAAGGCAUUUGCAACGCUACGUGCGUGAAAAAGAAAACAAAAAAGCCGUGCAGUUUGAUAAUACCAACCUGCCCCAUGAACGAAUGUGUUUUGACCCGGAACAAACAUUGCGAUUACGAAUGCAACGGCGUAAUGUGCGGAUCAGAAUGCCAGUCUGAAAAGGAAAAAUGCCACCUUAAAUGUGUAGGAGUCGGUUGUAUUGCCAGGUGCAAUGGGGAGAAAUGUAUUGCUGUAUGCACAGGGAAAGAUUGUACUGCCACGUGUGAAGGAGAAGAUUGUAUAUAUUCGGUUUAG
This is a messenger RNA of Cydia pomonella (codling moth), 991 nucleotides long. RefSeq lists its product as uncharacterized. NCBI's taxonomy places the organism in Eukaryota, Metazoa, Arthropoda, Insecta, Lepidoptera, Tortricidae. The record is from RefSeq and is a predicted model, not a curated record. Bases 686 to 991 code for a protein of 101 amino acids. The transcript is spliced from 13 exons.